CACGAGCGCGCUGGAGGGUGUAUGUACAUACUCCUAAAUCAUCCAGAGAAUGAAAUAGAGGUGUUUCGAGGGUCUGGUUGGUGGAGCAGGAAAACAUGCAUAGGUCAAUUCAAAGGAUGAACGAGAGGUCAACGAUGGGUGAAAUUUUGAGAAGCUGGAUCCAAGCGAGGCUAGGAGCGAUGAUCGAUUUGACGCCGGAUAUGUUUGGACAUUACACCAGAGACGGGACGCUGCUAGCGCAAAUGUUGCACAGCUACGACAUAAUAAAUCGCGAUCAACUGGAAACGAUCGUGCAUACGCAGGAUCCGGCUCUGUGCAGAGUGAACCUGAAACACCUCAAGUUUUGGCUACGCUUCCUGGGCAUCGACUGCGACGACGAGAGCAUCGCGGAGAUUUCUUGCGGCAAGGGUGCCACCUCGUUGCGUCUCUUCUAUAAGCUCUACUUGUGCCUCGAGGGAAAAGACAGGUUGCACUUUAUCACGCUGCAAAAGGAGAGAGAAAAAUUUGUGCCCACCUCGAAGAAAUUCGAGGUGACCACCGUGUCGGAGGACCCUUCUGCCUACGAGCCCCCGGAUCAUCCUUUCUGUUCGAAACUGGUGAAAGGCAAGACCGAGAUGGGACGCUUCAAGUUCCCUCUGCUGCUUCGAAACCUCCGUCGGAAACGAGAGAAGCUAGAGCAGCCUUGGAAGCCGUAUUCGAUCGUGCAUCCUGUCGAAAAAGUCUCGAUUGGACGAAAGUAA
Osmia bicornis bicornis is the source of this 740-nucleotide messenger RNA. RefSeq lists its product as uncharacterized. The transcript has 3 exons. The coding region runs from base 96 to 740 and encodes 214 amino acids. The record is from RefSeq and is a predicted model, not a curated record. NCBI's taxonomy places the organism in Eukaryota, Metazoa, Arthropoda, Insecta, Hymenoptera, Megachilidae.